Molecule: messenger RNA, 1555 nt
Organism: Neurospora crassa OR74A
Lineage: Eukaryota; Fungi; Ascomycota; Sordariomycetes; Sordariales; Sordariaceae
Exons: 2
Coding region: 374-1390 (338 amino acids)
Cellular component (GO): plasma membrane; fungal-type vacuole
Source: RefSeq, a predicted model, not a curated record
GAGAAGUGGAAGAUUAAAACCGAAGCCCGUUCCCUUCCUUCUCUCCCUCCCGACUCCCUCCUACUCUUCUCGGGAUUUCUCUCUGUGGCUUUUUUUUCAAUUUCCAUUUUUUAGGGGGUUGGUUGUAUCACCACCGACGAAAACACUCAUUCAGGAUCAACCGAAUCGCAUUUGAUCUUGCAUAUCAUUUCGUACAACCCGAUAUCCAGGUCGAGGUCGCCAGUCCCGACACCACAUUUGGUCUCCACCCCAUCCGGGCCGGCGCCGAUUGCUUUUCUCGUCUCCACCUCUCCGUUCCGGGGCCCCGAUUACACCUCCGGAUCACCACCGACCUCACAACUACAAUUGAUAUUGAAAUCGAACAACCGACACAAUGUCUACAACAACAGCCUCGGCCGGCCUACCGGCCUCCACACCCCAAUUCCAUCCGGGGUACGACACCUGCACCGAAGUGACGCCCAUCUGUCGUGUCGAAUACACCACCCUCGGUUACUACCCCAACCAAGGCGUCAACAUCUUUUUGGCCAUCGGCUUUGGUCUGUGUGCGAUUAUCACGCUUGUUAUCGGUAUCUGGAAGCGAACGUGGGGAUACUCUAUCGCCAUCACAGCGGGGUGUAUUUUGGAGUGUGCUGGCUACGCAUCCCGCGCCCUCCUCUCCCUCAACCCGUGGAACGGCUCCGCAUUCAAGACCCAAAUCGUCUCCAUCAUCCUCGGCCCCACCCUCAUCUGCAUCGGCCUUUAUUUGACUCUCAAACACAUCGUCGCCUCCUUGUCCCCCUCUCUCAGUCCCUUCCGCCCGCGCUUCUAUCCCCUGUUUUUCGUCCCCGCCGACGUCUCUUGCCUCGUAAUCCAAGCCAUAGGCGGCGGCAUCGCCGCCUCGGCCGGCAAAGACAAUUAUCAGCUCCUCCAACACGGCAACCGCGUCAUCAUCGCCGGUAUCGUCCUCCAAGUCGUCGUGCUAGGUGCAUUCGGGAUCCUGUCCUCCAUCUUUCUGGUUCGAGCCAAAAAGUUCUUUCGCGGCGUACAGGAACAGACAAUGACAAUGGAAAAACAGACAUGGCAAGAUAAGAAAACGAAAAUGUUUCUCUGGGCCAUGGCGGGCGGGUACGCGACGCUUUUGGUCAGGUGCAUUUAUCGGAUUGCCGAGAUGGCGGGCGGGUGGGGGAACGAGAUCAUGCAGGAUGAGCCGAGUUUUGUGGUGCUGGAGAGUUUCAUGGUGUUGAUUGCCUGUGUGCUGUUUACGGCGUUUGCGCCGGGCGUGUGGUUUCCGUGGAUGAGUCAUUCCGAAAAGGUGAAUCCUGGCUUGAGGGCGAGGGGUAAUGGUGUUGGACAGCAGGGGCAGGAAAUGGGGGAGACGAGUUCGGGGAAUGAAAAGGUUGUUUCUGUGUAGGAGGGGAGGGAAGUGGUGAUGAUGUGGAUGAGAAGAGCAUGAAGGGAUGGUGUUUGGAUGUGGGGUGGAGCGUUUCUUUCUUGGUUGUAGAUUUGGAUAUCACUGAAGCGUUCACUAUCUGUUUGAUGCAUGCAGUACCGACAAUAAUGAAAGCAAUUCUUGUAU